GCCGGAGGAGGUGCGCGCGCACGCGGCGCCUCCUUCUCUCGUGUCCGGCCGGCGAGGUGCGGCCGGAGGCGCUCCUCGCCCUUGGCAGGGGCAGCGCUUGCCGCGGCCAUGGCGGCGUGGCCCGCCGUGCCCCUCGGCAUCAACCUCGGCGGGUCGCUGCUGGGUUUCGUGGCCACGCUCACGCUGAUCCCGGCCUUCAAGGAACGCUUCCUGGCGGCGCGGCUCUUCGGCGAGGACCUCAACAAGGCCUCCCGGCAGCCCGUUCCUGAGGCGCAGGGCGUGAUCAGCGGGGCCGUGUUCCUCAUCAUCCUCUUCUGCUUCAUCCCCGUGCCCUUCCUGCGGUGCUUCGUGGAGGAUCAGUGCGCGGCCUUUCCUUACGAUGAGUUCGUGGAGCUCAUCGGCUCGCUCCUUGCCAUUUGCUGCAUGAUUUUCCUGGGCUUUGCAGAUGAUGUCUUGAACCUGCGCUGGCGCCACAAGCUCCUUCUUCCUACCAUGGCUUCCCUCCCAUUGCUCAUGGUGUACUUCACCAACUUUGGGAACACGACCAUUGUGGUGCCUAAGCCCUUCCGGGUUCUACUGGGCAUGCACUUGGACCUGGGUAUCCUCUACUAUGUGUACAUGGGUAUGCUAGCAGUGUUUUGUACUAACGCCAUCAACAUUCUUGCUGGAAUCAAUGGAAUUGAAGCAGGGCAGUCUCUGGUGAUUGCUGCUUCCAUUAUCGUAUUCAACAUUGUAGAGUUAAACGGGGAUUAUCAUGAUGAUCACAUUUUUUCUCUCUACUUUAUGAUUCCCUUUUUUUUUACCACGCUGGGGCUGUUUUACCACAACUGGUACCCAUCCCAAGUGUUUGUUGGGGACACCUUCUGCUACUUUGCUGGCAUGACCUUUGCUGUGGUGGGCAUCUUGGGGCACUUCAGCAAAACAAUGCUGCUUUUUUUCAUCCCACAAGUGCUCAAUUUCCUCUACUCAUUGCCUCAACUCUUCCAUGUCAUUCCUUGUCCCCGCCAUCGGCUGCCAAGGCUCGAUCCUAGUACAGGGAAGUUGGAGAUGAGCUACUCCAAAUUCAAAACUAAGAGCCUCUCAGCCCUGGGAACAUACAUUUUGAAGGCAGUAAAGAUCUUGCACAUAGUAGAUGUGAGAAGUGGAAUGGAUGAAGAUGGCGAAUACACCGAGUGCAAUAACAUGACACUUAUUAACUUUGUUAUAAAGCUGAUUGGACCCACCCACGAGCGAAAUCUCACUCUCCUGUUGCUACUCAUCCAGGUCCUGGGGAGUACGAUUGCAUUUUCAAUCCGGUACCAACUAGUGCGGUUGUUUUAUGAUGUCUGACUAGGCUACCAGGAGUCAGUGGUCUUUUGUCCAAUUCUGCUGACAGAAGAGAUUCAACGCUACUCGGACAUCACUGUUAAUGGGAUUACCUUUGAGACGGGAAAUAAGGAACCCGCCUUUUUUUUUUUUUUUUUUCUUUUUUCAAACGCACAAUGCUUAGGGAAGGGGGGAAGAGAUGAAACCGCUAUGAAUUUAAGAAGCGCCUUUCUGUUCCCUGAGAGAAAACAGGAACUUCUAUUUCUGUAAGAUGCUACAUCAGAACAGAGUGGACAUAGAAUAUUGUUAUAAAUCAUACCCAAAAUUCAGAGCACUCUGAGAAUAAAAUAACUCAAGGUA
Molecule: messenger RNA, 1665 nt
Organism: Cygnus atratus (black swan)
Lineage: Eukaryota; Metazoa; Chordata; Aves; Anseriformes; Anatidae
Gene: DPAGT1
Product: dolichyl-phosphate N-acetylglucosaminephosphotransferase 1
Exons: 10
Coding region: 109-1329 (406 amino acids)
Biological process (GO): dolichol-linked oligosaccharide biosynthetic process; protein N-linked glycosylation
Cellular component (GO): membrane
Molecular function (GO): UDP-N-acetylglucosamine-dolichyl-phosphate N-acetylglucosaminephosphotransferase activity
Source: RefSeq, a predicted model, not a curated record